Messenger RNA from Colletotrichum acutatum, 1662 nucleotides. RefSeq lists its product as uncharacterized. The transcript is spliced from 3 exons. The record is from RefSeq and is a predicted model, not a curated record. The coding region runs from base 1 to 1662 and encodes 553 amino acids. Gene Ontology annotation, biological process: regulation of nitrogen utilization; mitochondria-nucleus signaling pathway; negative regulation of transcription by RNA polymerase II. Gene Ontology annotation, cellular component: cytoplasm. Lineage: Eukaryota; Fungi; Ascomycota; Sordariomycetes; Glomerellales; Glomerellaceae.
AUGCCUUACCCUCUCGAUACGCACGUCCUGACAGUGGACACCAAUGUCAUCAACAAGGUCGAUACCUCAAAUCCUCAGAACCUAUACAGCAUGUGGACUGUCUUUGCCAAGUGUGCAGAGUCUGUUGAGCAGGGCCGUAGGUUAGAGAACCUCAGCUGGCGAUUGUGGAACCGUGAAACGUUCUGCUGCACCGAGGAGGAACAAGCCUCCAUUACCGCCACCAGCUUGCCCAGAGAGAUCCCCCAAGCCAGCAGAAUACAAGAUAUCCCUCAAUUAUCCGGCAGUGUCGAGUCAGAAAACGACGACGAGGCAGUCGACUUCACUUCAUUCCGUGGCAAGGAACGCCACAUCACUUCCGGCGACUUCGAGAAGAUGGUCGUCUCCAUUAUCAAGGAAAACGAGCCCUUGUCCGCACCUCUCCCGCAAAUGACCUCCCCUUACAUGCCUCCCAUGAAGGAGACUCCCGACCUGGCCCCCGCCUCCCCCGUCUACGAGCACUCUGGAUCUACCACAACCGAGUCGCCUUGCAAGUCAUCGGAAGAAGAGCACUCUCAAGAGCCGACCUCACCUGAAAUCACUUCUCGCACCACCGUGGUCCGCGGCUUCUCUCCAUCCCAGAUUCCCAGAGCCAUCCCUGCUUCUCCCAAGGUUAUCUCUCCCGCCGCCAUCCCCGAGCCGAGAUCAUCGCCCGCUGCCAAGCCCAUCCUGUCCAAGAAGCAACCCAUGUUCUCCAUUGGCGAGUCUUGCUCCUCAAGUGAACAAGGCCACAGCAUCGAGAACCUCAGACCCAUUCCCGCUCCUGUCCAGAAGCGCAAGAUGUUCCAGGUCGGCGGCUCCUCCGAGGAGGACAGCUCUCUCAAGAGUGCCCUCGCCUCCCAACCCGGCUCCCUGCUCACCGGUCAGAAGAAGACGACUUCCUUCGCCGACCACGUCUCGACCCGCAUGAUCAACGACGACAACUCUGCUAUUGCCGACGAUUCAGAGACCGACUACGUUGACGAGAGCGCCAUUGAUGAUGACGACGACUCUUCCGACUGGGAAGACUCCAUCGAGGACAGCAACAAGUCUAGCAUCGAUGAGAAGACCUUCUUCCAGCGCGUCGACUCCAAGGUCAACUUGACUUCGCGCCGUUCCCUGAUCACGCUCAUGAUGACUGAGCAGAACGACCGCUCCAGUAAGCUUGGCAACAUUGCCUCCCAGUCCACUUCGGCACUCCCUUGGUCGCGCACUAGCCACCCGGCUCCUCCCACCUUGGCCGUCUCCCCCAACGACUCUGAUGACGCCCCUCUCAUGAUGAAGCGCGGCAAUCGCUCUUCUCCCCUGAAGCCCAUCAACGAGGUGCCUCGCUCGGCUGCCCAGCCUAUCCACGCCACGGCCAGCCACAGCCACCUCCAAGCUGCUCUGUCUCCCCGGACUACCCGUCGUAACAUGCUUGCGACUGAGUUGACCGAGUCUCUUCGCCGUAACCUUCUCUGGGAGCGCCAGCAAAAGUCGUCCACGGCCAAUGCCGUCCUCAAGAGACGUCACACCUCCCAUGACGUUGCCAACCUCAAGCAGUACCCCGAGAAGGUUUGCCUCAAGAACGGUGACGCCCCCGUCAACCCCCAGUAUUUCUCCAAGGACACGGACAACUUCGGAGGCUACCACUCCAAGGGAUGGUAA